Rotaria sp. Silwood1 is the source of this 1212-nucleotide messenger RNA. NCBI's taxonomy places the organism in Eukaryota, Metazoa, Rotifera, Eurotatoria, Philodinida, Philodinidae. The record is from the annotation of a GenBank genome assembly.
AUGUUUUCAUUAUAUAGAAGUAAUUUUCAACAAGUGACAACUCCGUCACAUCCACAUUUAACGCAUACUAGAGGUCCACACCAAACGAGUGAACAACUACUUGAUACAAUUAAUAAACUUCUCGAUCGAUUAUCAUCUGUUGAACCAUUUUGUCUUGAGGAACUUGAACAAUGGCGUAACACAGCUUAUCAAUCUAUAGAUCAAUAUUGUGAAAAAAAACGUCAUGAUUUAAUUGAAAAACGACAAGAAAAACAUCAAAUAAAUCUUAGUCAUUUUCAAAAUGAAGUCAAUCAAUUAAUUAAAGAACCAAAUCUAACAGAAAAUCAGUAUAGUUCAAUACAGCAUGAUAUUCAAUUAGAAGAAAUUAAACUUAAUGAGUUUGAACACUUUCGAUUAACUCUUAGUCCAUUAAUCAUCGAUGAAAAUCUUGUUGUUCAACAACAUAUUUUUCCUCUAUCUCAUCCUUAUCGAACCAUUCAUAUGAAAAAUGGUAUUGAAAGUACAAUUGCGGCUAAUGAUAAAUAUCUUCUUAUUGAUCGAGAAGAUAAGUCUCUAUGUUUACUUGAUCGAAACUUAAAUAUUGUUAAUGAAACAUCAUUUACGCAUAAUGGUGUUCGUAGUAUUUGUUGGUCAUCGACAAUUAAUCGAUUUAUCAUAAUUACAUUGAAAGAAAUAUUAACACUUGAUGCAAAUACAAUGACACUGGAAAACUGUUCAAUUUCAUUUAGUGAAAACUGGUGGCGUGGCACGUGUUCAGAAGACAAUUUAUUUUUAUCCACAGUAGAAUGGGGUUCACCCAUUUAUGAAUUUAAUCUUCGAUCAUCGUUUGAAUUUAUAAAAAAAUGGCAUUCACCAAUUACAUGUGAAACAAAUGAAGUUAUUUGUGAUUUAAAAUAUAAGAAUAGUUUUCUUGCCAUGCCUAUUUUUAAUGAACUUCAGGAAGAAAGCCGUAUUGAUUUACGUUCGUCAACAACAUUCGAAUGUAUUUGGUCAGUUCGAAUUCAUGGACGUUGUCGUUGUUGUUCAAUUAAUGUUGAUCAAUGGUUAGUAAUGGAUCAGCUUGAUGGUCGAUUCUUUCAUAUUUCGGAUGAUGGAAAACUUUUAAAAUCGGAUAAAUACCAUCAACAUGAACGAGUCGUAGAUAUUCUUCUAUGGGGUGAAAAUGAUAUGGUCGUCUUAACCAAAAAAAGUGUUAACUUGCAUGAACUUUAA